Messenger RNA from Williopsis jadinii, 2398 nucleotides. It is a transcript of the gene LCB2, whose product is annotated as serine C-palmitoyltransferase LCB2. Gene Ontology annotation, cellular component: serine palmitoyltransferase complex. NCBI's taxonomy places the organism in Eukaryota, Fungi, Ascomycota, Saccharomycetes, Phaffomycetales, Wickerhamomycetaceae. Gene Ontology annotation, biological process: ceramide biosynthetic process; sphingosine biosynthetic process. The coding region runs from base 501 to 2201 and encodes 566 amino acids. The record is from RefSeq and is a predicted model, not a curated record. Gene Ontology annotation, molecular function: pyridoxal phosphate binding; serine C-palmitoyltransferase activity. The transcript has a single exon.
GGACGGGGGACGGGUUGGUGGGCAGGUUGGUGCAGUUUAGGGGUAAAUCCCAAUUGUUCCUUUCUAUCCAUUCUGGAACCUGUUCCUUUUAUUCAUUUUCCUCCAUACUCAGUUGAAGAUAAAAAGGUCAUCAAUUAUUGAAAAGGGGCAUUUACUGUCAUUAUUCCUCCGACGAUACUCUGAUACAACGAGACAAAUCAGUGCUUAAAAAACACAAGGAAGAGACAAGUUAGGACAAAGACGCGUAGCUUACAUUCGAAUUUGCCCUUCUAAGUACAUCUCUGUCCAGUUUGUCCAGUUUGUCCACUGUGUGCAGUUGUGUCUCCAAUCGUUUUGUCGUUGUCUGUCUUUUUUUCUCUUUUGGCUUUUUUGUCCAUCGCGUCCCUCGACAAAUCGGACAAAAAAACCCAGCCCAUAACUUGGACAUAAACACAGAGGAAACACUCGACACAGCAGUUGAAAGCAUUGACGAGGAAGUCGAGCGAGCUGAACAAGAAGAGAUGUCACGUGUCCUUCCUCAGAUCGACCUCAGUGGGCUGUCCGUGGAGGACAAGAAGGAGAACGAGUACGGUGCGCUGACGUCACAGAAGUACCGUUAUACAUGUGUCUCGAGACAGGGCAAGCCGUUGCCAGACCCUAUAGAGGAUGAGCCUCCGUAUUAUGUGCUGCUGAUCACGUAUCUCAACUACCUGAUCCUCAUCAUCGUGGGACACGUCAAGGAUUUCUUUGGAAUCAGGUUCAAACCUAAGAAGUACGCCGACCUCUUGGAACAUGACGGCAUGGCUCCUUGGUACAACAAGUUUGAGUCCUUUUACAUCAGAAGAAUGAAACAGAAGCUGGAUGACUGCUUUGCCAGACCAACGUGCGGUGUGCCUGGCCGUCUCAUCACGUGUAUCGACAGAGACCCUCAUGACUACAACAAGUACUUUACAUACCCGGGGACGACUUCAACUUGUUUGAACUUAUCGUCGUACAACUACCUGGGGUUUGCACAGAGCGAGGGUGCCUGCACGGACUCUGCUAUUGAAACCGUGGAGAAGUAUGGUAUCGGUACAGGUGGUCCAAGAAACGUGAUUGGAACUAUGCAACUACAUAGAGAAACUGAGCGUACCAUUGCCAAUUUCAUCGGAGUGGAGGAUUCUAUACUGUUCUCUAUGGGAUACGCCACGAACGCUUCGCUCUUCUCUUCCAUAUUGGAUAAGAAGUCGCUGAUAAUAUCGGACGAACUGAACCAUACCUCGAUUAGAACAGGUGUCAGACUCUCUGGUUGUUCUGUCAAGACAUUCCCUCACAACAACAUGGAUGCAUUGGAAAAAUUGCUCAGAGAGCAAAUCUCUCAAGGUCAGCCUAGAUCGCAUAGACCUUGGAAAAAGAUUGUUGUUGCAGUGGAAGGCUUGUACUCGAUGGAAGGUACAAUGGCCAACUUGCCCAAGCUGAUUGAACUGAAGAAGAAGUACAAGUUUUAUCUCUUUGUCGAUGAAGCUCACUCGAUAGGUGCCAUUGGUCCAAGAGGCCGUGGUGUAUGUGACUACUUUGGAAUUGACCCUAAAGAGGUUGAUAUUCUUAUGGGCACUUUGACCAAGUCGUUUGGUGCUGCUGGUGGUUACGUCUCUGGUUCUCAGCAAUUGAUUGAUAGAUUGAGAUUGGAUAUCAAUGCUCAAAACUAUGCCGAGCCUAUUGCUGCUCCUGUCCUCGCACAGAUAUUGAGCUCCAUGAGAAUCAUCAUGGGAGAAAUUAACCCAGGAGAAGGACGUGAGAGACUGGAUAGAAUUGCAUUUAACUCACGUUAUUUGAGAUUGGGAUUACAAAGAUUGGGAUUCAUCGUCUAUGGUGUGGAUGACUCGCCAGUUAUUCCAUUGUUACUCUUUGCACCAGCCAAAAUGCCUGCAUUCUCCCGUAUGCUAUACAAGAGAAAAAUCGCUGUUGUCGUUGUUGGUUACCCAGCUACACCAUUGACCUCGUCUCGUGUUCGUCUAUGUGUCUCAUCUGCUCUAAAGAAGGAGGACAUUGAUUACCUGCUUCGUCAUCUGUCAGAAGUUGGUGAUAAACUAUUCCUCAAAUUCAGCUCCGGUGUUGCUGGUGGUUCAUUAGAUGGUAAACCUCCAAGAUGGAAUAUCGAAGACGUUAUCAGGGAAACUCCGGAAGAUUGCAAGAAUCCAAAGUUCUUUGUCGGGACAAGCGCAACUACAGAGCCAAAGUGAUCAUCUAUAUGUUACAACUCCCUGUGAUCCCCCUAUUCAUCUCAUCUAAUACUCUAUUGUCUCACACAUACAACUAAUACACACAAUGAAAAGGACGUGCUUUCCUUCUAUUGUACUUUUCUUUGCUUUACAUAAUAACACAGUCAGUAAUUCCCAGACCGUACAUGGCCUUCUCAACGUCCUUCCUCACUUUUAAC